AUGUUCGAUAAGCUGACAAAAGAGCUUAUCGAUCGGGGACCUGUCGUUAUAGCCGGGGACCUCGGGCUGGUUGUAAGUUUGAAUUGGAGAGUGUGCGAGGCGUACAGCCACAGCGACCACCAAGCGAUCCGGUUCAUUAUCGGAAGCAAUAGUCAGUCGAAAGCACGUGUGAUCCAAUCAAACGAGCGGGGGUGGAAAACAACGAAGUUCGACGAGGGAGUUUUCGUGGAAGUGUUGAGGUGUAAGUGCAAUCACAUUGACUUCAGUGCAGAUGAAAUGGCAACGGCAUUAGCAAGAGCACAGACAACACAGUCAACAAGUCCAGGUAACAAUUUCACACAUGCCACCGUACUGCAAACAACCAUCGAUAAAGCCUAUGUGUGCGGAAUGUGUGACCAAUCAUUCCCCAAGAAGAGACAGCUGGCAGUUCACAAGCGCGUACAUGCCGGCACGCGACCGUACUCCUGUGAUAUUUGCGGUAAAGCAUACACCAAGGGUAUAAAUCUAAGCCGGCACAAACGGAUACACACCGGCGAACGACGGCACCGUUGUCGGAUAUGUGGCGGAGAAUUUUUCACUUCUGAGCAAUUGGAUCAGCACCGGCUUACCCAUAAAGAUCAGGCUUACAUUUGCGAUAUCUGCAGUAGGAAGUUUACCGAAAACAGUAGUCUCAUGCGACACAGACUUAUCCAUGCAGGUGAGAGAUCGCACAAGUGCGAUAUUUGUGGCAAAGAAUUCAUAACUAGUGCUGAACUCACUCGCCACAUGCGCAUGCAUACUGGCGAGCGUCCGUACAAGUGUGAUAUCUGUGGCAAAGGCUACGUAGAAAGCAGCAGUUUGAAACGUCACCAGCGUGUUCACAUCGAUAUGAAUCUUGCGGAUCAAAUAUUUAGUUGCGACAUCUGUGGUAGAAAGUAUCUUGAAUCUAAAGAACUUACGCAGCACAAACUUAUCCACAGCAAAGAUCGAGAAUUCAGAUGUGAAGUCUGGUGGUGGGUUUAA
Topomyia yanbarensis is the source of this 1002-nucleotide messenger RNA. RefSeq names its product zinc finger protein 519-like. The transcript has 3 exons. Gene Ontology annotation, molecular function: DNA-binding transcription factor activity; RNA polymerase II cis-regulatory region sequence-specific DNA binding. The coding region runs from base 1 to 1002 and encodes 333 amino acids. Gene Ontology annotation, biological process: regulation of transcription by RNA polymerase II. Lineage: Eukaryota; Metazoa; Arthropoda; Insecta; Diptera; Culicidae. The record is from RefSeq and is a predicted model, not a curated record.